AUGGAGAUUAAUGGACAUGAUUUCUUAGAGGAGUUAAUAGCUCUAAGUAGGGAAUCUUGGCAAUCCACUCCAAAUUUUCCAACAGAAAUGAAUGAGCUUUUCUCUGGUAGCUUCAACCAUGAUUGCUUUGAAGAACUUCCAGCUACACUCCCUCAAACUUCUUUCUGUCCUGAAGGAUUAAUCUCCUCUCCUCUUAAACAAGACUUCAGCAACUACUACUUGAAUGAAGUCUUCUGCCCAUUUGGUGAUGAGUACUCAGCACCGCAAUUCACAGAUGAGUUUUCCUCAGCCCCACAAUUUACCGAUUCUUCCUAUAACACGCUUGACACACCAACAUUUCCUGUCCAAGAGGACACUCCAAUGUCCAUGAUGGAGGAUGAGGAGCUGGGUCUGCUUGCUAAUGAUCAACAGAAUCUGCAGAUGCAGGGUACUUGCAAAGUUGAGCCUAUUCAGUCCCCAGAGGUGCCAGCUUUCAAUGCUAAUACUUGUCCAGAAAGAAAGAUUAGAGGGAAGAAGUUGGAGGGGCAACCAUCAAAGAACCUAAUGGCUGAGAGAAGGCGAAGAAAGAGGUUAAAUGACCGGCUUUCGAUGUUAAGAUCAAUUGUUCCUAAGAUCAGCAAGAUGGACAGAACAUCAAUACUUGGAGACACUAUAGAUUAUAUGAAGGAACUAUUGGAGAGAAUCAACAACUUGCAACAAGAAAUUGAAGUGGGUCCAGAGGAGUUGAAGAUGAUGAGCAUUUUCAAGGACACAAAACCCAAUGAAAUUGUUGUGCGGAAUUCACCAAAGUUUGAAGUGGAAAGAAGAAAUGAGGAUACAAGGAUUGAUAUUUGCUGCGCAACAAAGCCCGGGUUGCUGCUAUCAACAGUAACUACAUUAGAAACAUUAGGCCUUGGGAUUCAACAGUGUGUGAUUAGUUGUUUCAAUGACUUUACAAUGCAAGCUUCUUGCUCAGAGGAUUUGGAGCAGAGAACAUUAAUAAGUUCUGAAGACAUAAAGCAGGCAUUGUUUAGAAAUGCAGGAUAUGGAGGGAGAUGCCUGUAG
This is a messenger RNA of Dovyalis caffra, 1044 nucleotides long. The record is from the annotation of a GenBank genome assembly. Lineage: Eukaryota; Viridiplantae; Streptophyta; Magnoliopsida; Malpighiales; Salicaceae.